Molecule: messenger RNA, 3585 nt
Organism: Cavia porcellus (domestic guinea pig)
Lineage: Eukaryota; Metazoa; Chordata; Mammalia; Rodentia; Caviidae
Exons: 6
Coding region: 1-813 (270 amino acids)
Source: RefSeq, a predicted model, not a curated record
AUGGCACAUGCCUUCCCUUCUCAGGUUGUAGCGAUGCUGGUGCUCCUUGUCCUGUCCGCCGCUGCUCUGGCCACGCUGUACUUGGAGGGCUUUGAGGUCUGGCAACUGCUGGGCUUUGUCCAUAGAGCGCUGGAUCUGUUCACAGAUGACAGACCCGUCCACCACAGUCGGGCUCUACUGGAGCAAGACCCAGCGCUGGGAGAGCCCUGCUGGCCCUCUCCUGGCCUGUCUGUCUGUCUGGUCUUCCUGUCAGAACAGCUCCGCCACCACCUGGAGAGGCAGGAAAAGAGAAGCCCGUUUCUGGCCCGAGCCUCCGGGCGGGAGUGGGAAGGUAGGCGAUCCUCACCCGGGGAUCGGAACCGGCUUCAGGAGGUUACUAUCUGGACACCCGAAGAGCCUGCCUUCCUCCUCGCAGGAGCACCGCGGGGCUUGGUGCCGAGAGAGGCGUCUACUGUUUCGUCACUUCUGUCUCUGAGUGGUCUCACGCGUGCCUCGCCUCCCCACGAAGACGUUGUGACCGCCACUCCCUCCCUCCCCCGGCCAGCAUUCCCUGAGCCCUCUGCCGGCUUUGGGCUGGCAGCAGGCCAUCAGGGGAAAACCCACAUGAGAAAGUGGGAAGUUCACCCACCUUUCACUCCUCUGGGCCUCGGUAGAGGGAAGACUCCACGGCAGCUUCCGGGUGGGUCCUUCGAGCCCCUGAGAGCCACUGCGGUGGUCCCUGGUCCCGUCCUGUUCACAGGUCUCACUGCAGCUGCUAUUCCUGGGAACCUCCACUUCUACCCACUCACCGCCUCCGAAUUCCUGGGGUGUUGACUCUGAUCCUCCAGAAAGAGGUGACUGCUGGCUCCCUAGCUGACCAUGCCAGGACUCGGACCAUUGCUCUUGACCUCCUAAACUCCUCUGCACUCUGUCUCACGGCCAGCUGGUCACCCAGCUGUGUCCCUGCUACCCUCACAGUCUCUCUCUGCUGCCUCUACCCUCUCAUCUCCGUUUGACCUGGGCUCCUGGCCACUGGCUUCUGAUUCAUUUCCUUUCCCACAGAGGUGGAGGAGCGGCUCCUGGGCAGUGCAUCCAGGCUAACUUUCUGUGGUGGUGGAAACGCUGUCCGCUGUGCUGUUCGAUACGGUAGCCCCCGCAGGCCCUGUGUGUCUCUGAGGAAUGCACACGACUUUUACUUUUAUUUAAACAGCCACGUGCAGCUUGGGGCUCUCGCCUUGGGCACUGGGAAGGAAGUUUGUGCGGCCUUCCCGGGCGGUUUCACUGCUGCUUUCUACUCGCUGACCUCUUGGACUCCCCAAGCUCCCCUGAGCUGAGCACACUCUUCCUGGGCCACUGAUGCCGUGCACACCGUUCCCUCUGUCUGGAAACUCUCCCCUCCUCUGGCCGCAGGCACAUUCCCUGCUGACCCUUGAGACUGUAGGAUGCCCUGACCUUGGCACCUGCUGACCUCUGGGGUGCCCUGGGGUCCAGUCUGUGCUUCCACAACACCUGCUGUACCCUGUCGUGCUGUGCUACUCUCUUAGUGAACACAAACACCCUCAGGGCUGGGAGACUCACACUGCCGGGACCGCGACCCAGGUGUACAGUAGCUCAAUGCACUGGUCCCUUCCCCAUGCGGUCAUCUCCUGACCCCGCUGGCGUGGGCAGGGCAGGGAACCUUGCUCUCAUUUUACAGAUGAGGAGUGAAUGCUCAUCAAGUCAAGAAGCUCCUUGGCACAGGAUUCAACUUUGAAGGUAGCAGGGCACCUCCCGGGUCACUGACGGUGAGGUCUUGUCCAGGAAAAUUAGUGGUAGCUGGAGAUUACUCCCCUCACUGGCUGUGGGUGCCCGGGGGUUCCUUCCCUGCCACCUCCUCAUGUCUCUUCUUUUCAUAGCGCACUCAGUGGGAGAAAUGUUUUUGGACCUUGCCUUUUGGAUUUCUGCAUUUUUUCCUGAUUCACACCAGACCCGGCAUCCCUAGAACUUGGUUAUUCUUGGAAAGGAUGCCUGAGAAUAGGCUUUGUUUGGAUUUCUCCUCUCCCUGGAGGAGGAGGUGGGGGAGCGGGGAGCCAGCAGGUCAAGGGCUCUGCCUCCUCUCUUCCUGGGGCCUCUCUAGCUUGCAAGCAAAGCCCGCAGCCCGAGGAGAGCCGUGCCUUCACCGGAAGAGCCUCAGGACGGGAGGAGCCUGCUUGAGGGCCCUGGCAGACAGCACCUUCCACUGCUCCUCACCUGGAAGCUGCUUUUCCGGGGACUCUGGCAGGAGCUCAGCUGUGCGCGUGUGAGGGCUGCUCAGGCAGCCACAUGUUUAUGUGCUGCCACACAUCAGAGACCCAGCACAGCAAGACACAAGCCCCUGUUGCUUCUCUGUGUGUGUGUGUGUGUGUGCAAGGAAUGAUUAUGAAAGCCCACACUUCAAUCACAGGAAUGCUGAGUGUGUUUGGAAGAUCCAAAGAUUGUAUUUUCCCAUUCAUUCUUUUUGGGUGCGCGCGUGACAGAGGAUGGGUACACCUUAUAGCCACGUUCCUAGCCCUAAAGCCAAGGUCCAGGACAUAGAAGGCAUUUUGUAAAUAAUCAUUGAACAAAUUGCUUAAUUUUUACUCUUCCUUCAUAAUUAAAAGAAGUAUUACGUAUUAUAAACGCACAGUUCAGUGAGUUUUUAUCACCAUGUAGGCAACACCCCCUCAGGAUAUAAAAUAUUUUAAUUCCAUGGGAGUUUCCCUGGGCCUCCCUUCUCUGGUCACUGGUUUAGGGUUUUAGGGUUUACUCACGUGUAUAUGAGCAGCCCUGCCUUUUGGUUGGUGCUCACUCUUCCACUGCUCUCUCCGCCUCAUUUUGUUUAUCUGUCUCUCUCCUGAUGAACUCUGUAGUUGUUUCCAGCUUGGAGGUUUCAUGAAUAAUGUUGUUGGGAGUAUUCACACAUAAGUUUCUCUGGGGGGCAAACUUUCAUUUCUCUCAGGUAACUGCACAGGAGGAAGUGGCUGGAUCCUGGGUAAAUGUAUUUUUAAGAUGUUUGGUAAUAAGAAGUUACCAGAGAGUUUUCCAAAGUAGUUGUACAAUCUUAUAAUUCUACCAGCCAGGUGUGAGAAGCUCAAGCUGUUCUGUUCCCUUCUCAGCACUAAACACCGGAAGUCUUUUCAGUUUGAACCACGGUAGUGAGUGUGGCUAUAGUCACCGUGCUUCUAAUUUGCAGUUCUCUGACCACUAAUGAUAUUAAGCGUCUUUCCUAAGUAAGUUUAUUGGUCGUUUGUAUUUCUUUUUGUUUGCCUCAAUCUUUCUCUGUUUUUAUGCUAUGUUUAAAAAUGGGCUUAUGGGAAUUAAAAAUACAGUCUGGAUUUUAGUUCUUUGUUGAAAGCACAUACCACGAAUAUUUGGUAGCUUUUGUUUUCUAUGUGUUUUGUUAAUUGAGCAAAAAUCUAAUUUCUCUAUAUUUUGUGUGUACAGUGCUUUUUGAAAAACUCUAUUUGGGAAAUGUUUGCCUACUCUUCGGUCCUGAAUGUAUCCUCCUGUAUUUUCUGUUUUCCUUGAUGUUUUAAUUUAGUGUUGUAAAGUAUCUUGAAUGACUUUGUGUGUAUGCUACGAAGCAUGAAUAAAAGUUUGGUUUUCAAA